AUGUUGCUCACCGCGCGUGAGGUGCGGCGCUUGAACGCGGCUUCAGAGGAACCUCGCAGAAUCCUCAUCUCUCUCCAUGGCGAGAAAGACCUUGGCUUGGUUAGUGUUGUGAAAUGUGGUGUUUCGAUCAUGGCACGGGGUCUGAUACCGUGGAUCUGGCUGAAGAGACCCGUCUAUAUCCAGGCCCGGUUUUCCUACCUUCACAUGAAGUACCUGUUCUUUUCCUGGUUGGCUGUUUUCGUGGGAAGCUGGGUGGUGUACGUGGAAUAUUCAUCUUACACAGAGCUGUGCCGUGGACAUGAGUGCAAAACCUCCAUAUGUGAUAAAUUCCAGAAGGGUGUGAUUGAUGGUUCUGCCUGCAACAGCUUGUGUGAGAAGGAAAAUCUUUAUUUGGGGAAGUGUCUCUCUGCCAAACCCAGCAAUCAGGUCUACUCUGGCAGUUGGGGGGAUAUGGAAGGGAUCAUAAAGUGCCAGAUGGAAGAGGUCCCUCAUUACGAUCUGGGUGUAGAACUAGAGCCCCGGAAAGACUUUGCCUCCUUUAACAGGCCGACCAAAGGGACAUCUGUGGAGAAGUUCAAAGAGAUGGUGUUUAGUCAUCUGAAGGCUAAAGUUGGAGACCAUGCCAAUUUACAGGACUUGGUGACCCUUGUACUUGGAGUUGCUGACAGCAACAAGGAUGGCCAGAUCUCUCUUUCAGAAGCCCAUUCAGCUUGGGCUUUACUGCAGCUGAAUGAAUUCCUGCUGUCCGUCGUGUUGCAGGACCGAGAGCACACCCCCAGACUGCUGGGCUUCUGUGGGGACUUGUACGUCAUGGAGAAGGUGCCUUACAUACCACUCUAUGGCAUCAGCCUGCCGUGGUUGGUCGAGCUGUGGAUUCCAGCCAGUCUGAGACGAAGCAUCGACCAAUGGGCCGCACCAUCCUGGCCACGCAAAGCAAAGAUAGCCAUUGGUCUGUUCGAGCUCGUCGAGGACCUCUUCCACGGCACGUUUGGAACUUUCCUAAUGUGUGAUGUAAGCGCUGCAGGGUUCGGUUAUACAGAGCGCCAUGAUGUAAAGGUUGUAGACGCAAAGCGAAUUGUCCCUGAAGCAUCUUUUCAGGAAGUGAUGCGAGAAAGGCGCUGCGACGAGGACAGUGACUGCGUGUACGGGAGGGACUGCGUCACGUCUUGUGAUCUCACUAAACACAGAUGCACUACAGAAGUCACGCGGCCUAAUCUGGCUAUAGUAUGUAGCAUGCUGAAGGACUAUGUUCUGUAUGGCGCACCUUCAGACAUUAAAGAGGAACUGGAGAAACAGCUGUACGCAUGCAUUGCUCUUAAGGGUACCACUGAACAGAUGGAAAUGGAGCACUCUCUGACUCUCAACAACCUCAAAACUCUGCUGUGGAAGAAAAUAUCCCACACUAAAGACUCUUAAUAUAUAGCUAUAGUGAAGUGAACUUAUUCUAUACACAACAGACCGAGACUGUCCAACUAAUAUCACACAACCCACAAAUCCUUGAAUCGAAUUAUUCAGAUUAUUUUUGCGCCGCAGUGACUGAGCCACUAUAUCCUUCAUUGCCCCUUGUUUUACAUGACUCAGACUUGACUAAAACCCAAAUCAUAAAAGCUUAGGCAGCAAUGCAUGUCAUCCACUGCCAAGAGAAAAUGACAAAUUGCUGCUCUUCCUGUGGAUCCCUGUUCAGGAAACGGAGACAAUCAAACCGAGUCUGGUCUAUAGCGAGAAAGAUAUUGAUUUUAAAUCCUGCCUAUUAACUAUAAGAAGGAUCUAGACAAUUUGCAUGAGUUACAAUAAUUUUUAGACUUAACAGUGAUUACAAUACAGUUCAAUAACAAAUCAGUUAUUUAAAAUAAGUUAAACUGCCAAUUGAAGUAUUUGGUGACAUGUCACAAUCUGUUUUUACACCGUGUUUGUUUUAAAUCUGUAUGCACCCUUAUAUAAAGAGAUAGGACUCAGGGCCUUGGAAAGAUUAAAAUUUUUAAAGUAUA
Messenger RNA from Triplophysa rosa, 1988 nucleotides. RefSeq names its product divergent protein kinase domain 1Ab (gene dipk1ab). NCBI's taxonomy places the organism in Eukaryota, Metazoa, Chordata, Actinopteri, Cypriniformes, Nemacheilidae. The record is from RefSeq and is a predicted model, not a curated record.